AUGCUGGCGCUGGGGCAGAUGGACGGCGCGCCCCGGCAGGGCGCCUUCCUGCUAGGCAGCCCGCCGCUGGCCGCCCUGCACAGCAUGGCCGAGAUGAAGGCGCCGCUGUACCCCGCGUACCCCCUGCCCGCCGGGCCCGCCUCCUCCUCCUCUGCCUCCGCCUCGCCCGCCUCUGCCUCGCCCUCGCCGCCGCUCGGCUCCCCCGGCCUCAAGGCGCCGGCCGCCUCCGCCGCCGCGGGCGGACUCUCGGCGCUGGGCUCGGCCCCGCCGCAGCUCUCGGCCGCCACUCCGCACGGCAUCAACGACAUCCUCAGCAGGCCCUCCAUGCCCCUGCCGGCCUCCGCGCUCGCCUCCGCCUCACCCUCCGCCUCCUCGGCGGCCCCCGCCGGGCUUCUGGCCGGGCUGCCCCGCUUCGGCAGCCUCAGUCCCCCGCCGCCUCCGCCGCCCGCCCUCUACUUCAGCCCCGGGGCCGCUGCCGCAGCCGCCGCCGUGGCCGCCGGGCGCUACCCCAAACCGCUGGCCGAGCUGCCCGGCCGGACGCCCAUCUUCUGGCCGGGGGUGAUGCAGAGCCCGCCCUGGAGGGACGCCCGCCUCGCCUGCGCUCCCCAUCAAGGCUCAAUUUUGCUGGAUAAGGACGGGAAGAGAAAACAUACCAGACCCACUUUUUCUGGCCAGCAGAUUUUCGCCCUGGAAAAGACUUUUGAGCAGACGAAAUACCUGGCUGGCCCGGAGCGAGCCCGGUUGGCCUAUUCACUGGGGAUGACGGAGAGUCAAGUCAAGGUCUGGUUCCAGAACCGGCGGACCAAGUGGCGGAAGAAGCACGCGGCGGAGAUGGCGACAGCGAAGAAGAAGCAGGACUCGGAGACGGAGAGGCUGAAAGGAGCCUCGGAGAACGAGGAAGAGGACGACGACUACAACAAGCCCCUGGACCCCAACUCGGACGACGAGAAGAUCACGCAGCUGCUGAAGAAACACAAGCCGGGGGGCGGCGGGCUGCUGCUGCACCCCCCCGAAGGGGAGGCCUCCGCCUAGCCCGCUCCUCCCGCCGCCGCUUUCGGAAAUGUACAGAUCUAUUUUUAUAGACUCUACGCGCCCGGGAGGAGGAGGAGGAGGAAGAGAAGCCGGAGGGGGAGCAGAGAGGACUGCGGCGGAGCAGGACCCCGGCACCGAGUGUUGUAGGGUCUCGGGGAGCUGCGGGGUUGCCCCGCUCCCAGUCCCACUCCCGCUCCCGGUGACGGCAGUGCGGCGGCCGCCUGUUGCGGCUCUUUGUAAAUAAACUGUGAGUCUCCGCGACCAUAGGCGUUCCUUACUGUGAAUAUUUAAAAUGUAAAAUACCUUCUUUUUUUUUUGUACAGCGGGGGC
This is a messenger RNA of Pezoporus flaviventris, 1362 nucleotides long. It is a transcript of the gene NKX6-1, whose product is annotated as NK6 homeobox 1. The transcript has 3 exons. NCBI's taxonomy places the organism in Eukaryota, Metazoa, Chordata, Aves, Psittaciformes, Psittacidae. The coding region runs from base 1 to 1032 and encodes 343 amino acids. Gene Ontology annotation, cellular component: nucleus. Gene Ontology annotation, biological process: cell differentiation; regulation of transcription by RNA polymerase II. Gene Ontology annotation, molecular function: DNA-binding transcription factor activity, RNA polymerase II-specific; RNA polymerase II cis-regulatory region sequence-specific DNA binding. The record is from RefSeq and is a predicted model, not a curated record.